UGUCUAUCAAUCUAAAGAAGUGACAAAACUCAAAACUUCUUGACCUUCGUAUCGUAUUCAAUAAUAUUUGGAAAUGAUUAGGAAGUGUUGAUUUUCUCUUUUAUUGUCAGUUAUAAUUUUCAUUUCUAAUAUGGCGCAAACGAAUCAAAUUAAUCUGGACAUAGAAGAUGAUCCGCCUAAUGAAAGCCCCAACCGUAACAUUCCCAUACAGAGAAUGGAUUCUACAUCUAGACAGCCAGCUCCGAGAAGUAAUAUUGGCCUAGGGGAUCGAUUAAAUAGCGUGUUUCGUGAAAUAAGGCCGUUAGUGGAACAUGCUCGAAUGGGAAACAAUGCCAGACUAUCUUUACCCACAUGGCUACCAAGAAACACACCAGGAACUCAUCAGAUUGGGGAUGGUGUACAACGGCCACAGAGUUCCAUAGCUCACAUAAACCUAGGACCUGCCUCACAGACUUAUGUAGUAACAGAAAGGGGCACACCAUUAGCACAAAGGACACAGUCUAGUACUCAUGGAGUUAGUGCUAGCCCUUCAAACAACUCAAACAUUUCGGAACAGGGUCAUGAAAACCAAGAAGUCAAUGUGCCUGUGAAUCCGUCUAAUAACAACAAUGUGCAUGAUAAUGCUGACAAUGACAGUCAAAGUGAUGACUUAAAUCAGCAGGUAACUCCUUUAGUGGUACUAGAUGUGAGGUCGGCAUUAAACUUUAUGAUUCGCUAUGCGCCUUUCUACCUCAUCUUGUUUAUUAAGUUGAUAUAUGAUAGCAGAGAGGGUAUUUUCACAUUUUGUGUUCUAUUCUGCACAUUUACUCAUUGCAACAGCCUAGUAAGAAGGGAGCAUGGAAAGCAAGCCAACCGCAGUAUACUAGCAUUGUUCUGUGAGCUAGUAUUCACAGUAUGCUGUAUAGGUGUUGUCCACUUCUUGUUUGGUCAUGGCAAGUUGUUGCCCAAUGUGAUCAUGUUCCCGGGCUACACGGAGCCCAUUGACGUGUGGGAGCUGCUGUGGCUUGUGGUACUUACUGAUCUUAUAGUGAAGAUUGUGACUGUUGAUGUUAAAAUACUGGUCACUAUGAUGCCAGCAUUUCUAUUGCCGUUCCAGAAAAGGGGUAAGGUAUAUUUAUUUACGGAAGCAGUGUCUCAGCUGUACCGCGCGUUGUUGACGAUUCAGCCUUGGGUGUUCUUCCUGAUGCAGUCGUAUGAGGGCUCGGAGAAGAUGGUAGGCAUGUUCCUCACCUCCAUCUACGUCAUCGCCAAGGCCGUGGAGGUGCUGGUCAGGCUUCGGCUCUUCAAGAAUGCCACUUGGACCUUGCUGCAGAGUGUGAACUUGGGCACCAAACCGACCGGGGAGCAACUAGUGUCUGCGGGGGAUUCCUGUCCUAUUUGUCACGACGACUACACAACUCCAGUCCGGCUAGGCUGCAGUCACAUCUUCUGUGAGCUUUGCAUCUCCGCGUGGCUGGACCGCGAGCACACCUGCCCGCUGUGCCGCGCCAAGGUCGCUGACGAGCCCACCUGGAGGGACGGCUCCACUACCCACGACUUCCAGUUGUAUUAAUGCUACGAUUUAUAAAGUGAACUUGUGAGUGUGUGUGUUAGUGAAUGUGUUGAUACCAUUAAUGUCACCCUAGUUUGUUGCCCAAAGGUAAGUUGAAAAAAUUCUGAAAUUCUGAAUGCAGAUAAGCGAUAGUUAUUGUCCUGUCUAUCAAGAUAGAGCAUCGGCUCUAUCUCCAUAAGCGAUAAACUUGGGUACGCUAUUAUCUAUAUAAUUCCUUAAGCAAGAAAAAUAUCACGCUCCCUUGGACUAUCACCUAUCCAGGUUCGACUGUAUUUUUAGAUUUUGAGAAAGAUGUAGCUUAACAUUACUUAUUGGAUCACAAGAUAGCCACUGUUGAGCUUAGGUCUCAAAAAAUUGGACCUAAGUAUUAUAUUAUCAUUGAAUCAUUUCAUUUCAUCAACCCUCAUUUAGUGGUUAGAAUAACCUAGACCAGAUUGCAAAAGCCAUUCUGUUUUUUUUUCUUUUUUCUAAUCCUACUGUUCUCAUCUGGUAGACUACAAUGACAC
Molecule: messenger RNA, 2058 nt
Organism: Papilio machaon (common yellow swallowtail)
Lineage: Eukaryota; Metazoa; Arthropoda; Insecta; Lepidoptera; Papilionidae
Product: RING finger and transmembrane domain-containing protein 2
Exons: 6
Coding region: 131-1552 (473 amino acids)
Biological process (GO): positive regulation of ERAD pathway
Molecular function (GO): ubiquitin protein ligase activity
Source: RefSeq, a predicted model, not a curated record